Messenger RNA from Linum tenue, 1260 nucleotides. The record is from the annotation of a GenBank genome assembly. Lineage: Eukaryota; Viridiplantae; Streptophyta; Magnoliopsida; Malpighiales; Linaceae.
AUGGGAUCAGUGUCGCUGAAAGUCGGCGACGGCACCGCCAGAUUCAAGCGAGCAACACUCUGCUCAUCGGCGGUAAACCUUCUCAUGAUCCUUUCAGUCCUCACUACAAAUCUCUUCGCUCUCUACGCCUUCAAUUACUCCCCCACUCACCACCAUCACAAUCUCAAUUCCCAUAAGAACAUCUCCUUGAUCUCCGAGCAUGUCUCCCAAAUCCUGCGGGAGAUCGAUUCAUCUCAGAGAAAGCUCGCCAAGAUGGAGAAGGAGCUUCUGGGUUACGACAGCAUCGACAUCUCAAGACCCAACAUCGCCAGUGAGCUCAAAUUGUACCUCCAGCAUCACCAACUGCCACUAGGGAAAGAUUCAAGAACUGGGAUCACUGAAAUGGUGGCUUCAGUUGGCCAUUCCUGUGAGAAGUCGACGGAUUUGCUGUCUCAGUAUAUGAACUACAAGGUUUCUGGUUCUUGCCCUGAUGAUUGGAGUCUUGCUCAGAAGCUGAUACUUCGUGGGUGCGAGCCUUUGCCGAGAAGGAGGUGUUUUGCUAAAGGUGGGAGUAAGUUGGGGCUUCUGAAACCUUUUCCUUUGUCUCUUUGGAGCUCUGUCGUUGACAAUAAGGUGGUUGGUAGUUGGAGUGGUUAUGGUUGCAAAGGGUUUGAUUGUUUGAGUAAGAAGAAGUUGAGUAGGGAAUGUGUGAAUUGCUUUGAUUUGGCUGGGGUUGAGAAUCAGAGGUAUGUGAAGUCCAAAGGGAAGAAUGAUUUCUUGUUGGAUGACGUUUUAGGGUUGGGCAGCGGUGGGAUUAGAAUAGGGUUCGAUAUCGGUGGUGGAUCGGGGACUUUUGCUGCUAGAAUGGCUGAGAGGAAUGUCACUGUGAUUACAAACACAUUGAAUGUCGAUGCUCCAUUUAGUGAGUUUGUGGCUUCAAGAGGGCUGUUCCCUCUGUACUUGAGUUUGGACCAUAGGUUUCCAUUUUAUGACAAUGUGUUCGAUCUGGUUCAUGUGUCCAGCGGAUUGGAUGUUGGUAGCAAGGUGGAAAAGCUCGAGUUCUUGAUGUUUGACAUCGAUCGUGUGCUUAGGCCAGGUGGUUUGUUUUGGUUGGAUAACUUCUAUUGUGCUAAUGAUGAGAAGAAAGGAGUGUUGACGAGAUUGAUCGAGAGAUUCGGGUAUAAGAAGUUGAAAUGGGUUGUGGGAGAGAAGGUCGAUGCAGCAACUGGCAAGUCUGAAGUUUAUCUAUCUGCAGUGCUUCAAAAGCCGGCAAGAGGCUGA